Leptomonas pyrrhocoris is the source of this 3129-nucleotide messenger RNA. RefSeq lists its product as hypothetical. Gene Ontology annotation, cellular component: nucleus. Gene Ontology annotation, biological process: mRNA 3'-end processing. Gene Ontology annotation, molecular function: mRNA binding; protein binding. The transcript has a single exon. Bases 118 to 3129 code for a protein of 1003 amino acids. The record is from RefSeq and is a predicted model, not a curated record. Lineage: Eukaryota; Euglenozoa; Kinetoplastea; Trypanosomatida; Trypanosomatidae.
AGCGCCUGGUUCUCUUCCCCUCUUCCCCUCUUCCGCUCUUUCUCGUUUGCACUCCCCACCACCUCGUGCUUGCAGAGGGAGAAAUAAUAACAGAGCAUAUCUAUUAAGUCCACGUGGAUGUCGGAGAUUGACGACUUAGUGUCCCGGCUGCGGAGCAUCACGGGCUACACCGCGGCCGCACCCACACCUCCAUCGAAGCCCGCCGCGGUAUCCGUAGAGAAACAGCUCUCCAGCGACAGCCUUCUCUUCUUGCAGCAGUCCCUUCGUCGUCACCCCUGCUUUGGCGUCUUUGGUCUUUCACGGGCGGAGGUGGACUGCCAGCUCUUGAAGGAACUGGAUGACGCGGCAUCAACGCCAGUGGCAACGGCGAGCGAGGCGUCGGUGGCGGUGAUGUGGCGCCUGUUCAUCAACGAGGCGGCCGACGCGCUUGAAGCGGAGCGGCUCAGCGGCGUCUUUCAAGACCCCACGCCGCGGCUAGACAGAGCAAAAGAUGACCUUUUUGCGCGGCUUGGUGUGCAAACGGCGCCGCUGCUGUCGCAGGUGGGCGACGGCUAUCCCUGUCCGUGGAAUGUACUGGCGACGUUGGAAAACAGCCUCCUCUUUGACCAGGAUGACUUCCGGGAGUUCCCCAAGGCGCACCUCCACGUGCCGAAUGCCACGACGAGCAUUCUGCUGCAGUUGCAGAAGGUCUACGACGAUAGCUACAACACACUUGCGUGGCUGCAGCUGCUACACCAGUUGAUGCGCUUCCCUGUAGCGUCUGUGCGGGUGGUGUGGCAGGCAGCCUUAUACCACUUCCCCACCGCCGCCCCGCUCGUCUGCGUGUACACCCGUCUGGAGCUCGCCGCUGUGGCCAAGACGUCCCGUCUAGACGCCUGCAGGGGCGAAACAGACGCGGAAGACGUGUACAGGGAUUACCUGCGCGUCCUCAACACCUUUUACCGCCAUCUCCCACUGACGUUUUCGUGCGAGCUUUACUCCCUCUUCUUUGCCUUCGCGACGGAGUACAUUCAGCCCGACAACACCUCGCUCGACUUGCUCUUCCGCACCUGUCUGCGCCGCGACGUCGGCAUGCUACCGCAAAGCACGAAACUGUGGCGAAAUUACCUCUCGUGGCGGUCGGCGACGAUACGCGACCACACGCGACGGCGGAUCUGGCGCAAACGCAUGUUCCAGCGCAUCCUUGCCAUCCCAUUAAUUAACCUCGAUGAGGUGAAGGCGGAGUACGACAUCUUUGUCGACACCGAGUACCGCGGUCGAGUAGCCCCAGAUGAGAAGGCAGAGGUGGAGAGUCGCCUUAAGCGGGUGAAGGCGGAGGCGGACGACCUCUCCCGGCUGAUGUACUUCUUCUAUCCAACAGAGUGGGAGCCGGCGUCGCAGACAAUAGUGUUCCCGCACACCCUUUACCUCGCGCGCCCCCUCACGGUCGACGGCCCCUUGAACCCAAACAACAUCAAGGACGCGGUGUUGUCACGUAUUGAGAUGGACCUUUGGACGUCGUGGUACACGCUGCUUCAGAGCAUUCGGCGGCCUCUCUUCCCUGGAGCGGGCGGUGACAUUCUGCACUACGGCCGAUGCCGCAGCUUCAUGACAAUGGCCGCCGGCUACUUCCCCCAUCAGCCAACCCUGUGGAUGGAGUUGAUUGACUUCUGCGUGCAUCAGCAGCCAAUCUUGUCGGAUAAGGAGCGCUUCGGCAGCGUCGCUGCCGCCAUCGAGCUAGCGACCACCUUCCACCGCCAUGACCUAUGUGUCCGUCUCUACGUGGCGCAGGCGUACGUGACAGACUUCUCGGCAAUAGAGCUGGCCUUUCGUGACAUGAAGGAAGGCCUCCUGUACCUUCGUGGUUGGCUUUUGCACUACGUGAAGGAGGACGCCGUCACAGCGACGAAGGAGGAUGUUCUCGAAACGCUGCAGCACGUGACGGUCCUGGCGGUGAACUUCAUGCGGAUGGGCAACACACAGGGGGAGGAGCAGCACAUUCAUCUUGUAGCCCGCUUUGUGAUGCACCAGGUUGAAUUUUUGGUCUUGACGAUGGCGGUCCUACGGAAGCUGUUCAAGGCGAGCGCCAUCGCCUUUCCCGCGCCGUUCCUCCGCCCCUUCUACACCUUCUGCGCGCAGUGGAUCUCGCUGGAGUUAAUCCGCAGCCGUGCACCCCACGGCGCCCUUCGCGUCCUCCAGCAGUGGUGCGAGCACCUCAAGAUCAUGCUGCAGUCCGGCAAAGCGAAGGGCUGGACGUGCGAAGAGUGUGGGCUGGAUGAGUUGCUGCUGGACACGUGCAGCAACCUGCUCACAGCGGACCCUUCCACGCGUAGCACGAUCGAUGCGAUGCUGGCGCAGCUGGAGGAGGUUGUCAACAGCGGCGGCAUUCGGCCAGGGAAUUUCACUUACCUCGCACGUCAGCUGCGCCACCACUUCUUCCUGCCGUGUCCGCCGCCGCCGCCCGGGGACGUGAGGGACGUGCUGCUGAUGUCGAAGCUGCUUCUCCCGCACGCCGCCCCGCAUCGGUACGACACGGUGCAGUUUCGCUGCCCGCCACCGCAAAUUUCUCCCUUGUCCAGCACCGCGGUUCUCACCCAGGAGAAGGAGGCGAAUGCAGAUGAAACUACGCUGCCACCUCCGCAAACGCCAGCAGCGGCAGCACACGAGGACAGCGCGGACACCCGUACAACGGAGGUGAUUGAAAGAGAAAAAGACGCACCCGUGCGCGCGUCGACCAUGCCGGAGGAGAGUUUGUGGUCGUCCGCGAUCUCCUUCCGCAAUUCGGCCACACCGGGGAGGCCGCGCUUUGACCGCCCGCGCCGGGGCCCGUUUCCUGGCACCACAGCAGACAGCUCCGAAGGACCGCCAAGAGAGCUGCCGCGCGUCCCUGCGAUCGGGCCGAGCCGAUUGGCCGUCCUAUCCGAGUCCCUUCAGCUGCCUACGCUUCUUGACUGUCUCGGCUCGGGGCGACACACCGAUGCAGAUCGAGGGAAAGCGGCGACGAAGCUUCCCCCGCUGGAUCAGCUAGAAGACUUCAUCACAGAGCUGCCGUCAGUGUACGAGUACAACCCUGACGUGGAGGAGGGCGGCAAGGACGUCUCGACGGAGUGGGUGCUCAGGACGCUGCUGAGCUGCGAGGCGCUGUGCUAG